Molecule: messenger RNA, 222 nt
Organism: Arabidopsis thaliana (thale cress)
Lineage: Eukaryota; Viridiplantae; Streptophyta; Magnoliopsida; Brassicales; Brassicaceae
Product: Polyketide cyclase/dehydrase and lipid transport superfamily protein
Exons: 1
Coding region: 1-222 (73 amino acids)
Biological process (GO): defense response
Source: RefSeq, marked reviewed
AUGACAAUGAAAAUGAGUGGCACUGAAAUCCAGAAACACUUCAAGACGCUUAAAGGAACCAUUGCUAUUACUUCGAUAGAAGAUGGCGAUGGUAGCCACGUGGUAUGGACAUUCGACUUCGAGAAGGUUCACAAAGACAUCGAUGAUUCACAUUCCAUCAUCGACGAAACUGUCAAGUACCUAAAGGAGUUGGAUGAGGUUCUUCUUAAAUUUCACGAAUAA